AUGCUCGACGCGCUGAACCCCGAGCAGAGGAAGGUGGUCACGGACGUGCUCGACGGCACCGCCGCGGCCGUCGCCAGUCGCCGUGCGCGCAUCGGGCCUCCGUACUGCGUGCUGGGUCCUCCGGGCACGGGAAAGACGUUGACGGUGGUCUCGGCGGCGGCGGCGGUGCUAGAGUCGGAUCCGAACGCGAGAAUCCUGCUCUGCGCCCCGGCCGCGUUCGCGGCGGAUGUCCUGUGCAGUCGACUGGCCGACGCCAGCCUGUUGCACGCGGACCAAACCGCAAACUCGAGGUGUUUCACGCACAUCUUCAUCGACGAGGCUGGGCAGGCGACCGUGCCCGAGUCCCUCGUGCCCCUUCGUCUGGUCACGCUGAAUUGUAAGGCGGUGGUGUUGGCGGGUGACCCUAUGCAGCUCGGGCCGGUGGUUCACAGCGGGGUCGCGGCUCGGGGAUCCGCCGACGGAAUACUUCGCAGCGGACUGAUGACCUCGCUGCUGGAGCAGGCGGCGGCGCAUCACGCCCACCCGCAGGCGCGCGCGACCGUUCAAGCUCGGUGCAUGCGGCUCGUCCGCAACUACAGGUCGCACAAAGACAUCAUCGACCUGCCGAGUAAGCUGUUCUAUCGCAACUCCUUGGUGGCGUGCGUGGACGAUUCGGCCAACUCGAAACCCCCGCCGAGACUGGCGAGGGUUCUCUUCUACGGCGUUCGCGGGCGACAGGCGCGGGAGGGCAGCGGCGAGGCUCCCUCCUUCUUCAACGCGGUCGAGGCCCAGGAGCUGGUGAACCUGGUGGAAACGUGGCUGAGCCGAGGAGGAGGAGGCUCGAACGACGACGACGCGGACGACGACGGGCUCAAGGUUUCCGACGUGGGCGUCGUCGCUCCGUACCGGUCGCAGGUUAUUCGCGUGCGCAACCUGCUCAGAGCCAGAAACCUCGGAGCCGUCCGGGUCGGGACGGUGGACGACUACCAGGGCCAGGAGGAGAAGGUGAUGUUCAUCAGCACGGUGGUCGCCGGGGAGGCGUCGGUGGCGGGCCUCGCGCUCGGCUUUUUGGCGUGUCCCCGCCGGUUCAACGUCGCGAUAUCCCGCGCCAGGGCGCUGAACGUGGUGGUCGGUCACCCCGUGGCGCUCACGCACUGGCCGCACUGGCACUCGCUCCUGCAGCACUGCUACAGUCGGGGCGCCUUCCUCGGGAGCGGAUCGGAGUUCAUACCGAGGCUCGGCGGCGGCCGGGAGAACGUGGACCCGGCGUUGGACUCCGUCGUCGGCGACGUCGAGCCCGACGACGAGGCCGACUUCGAGGAACUGAAGCGGGCGGUGGACAGGAUGGCGGAGAUGAGCUUGUUGGGGGGCGGGGAUGACAUGUGGCCGGACGACGGCGACAUGAUGGCGAGCGCGUUCCAGGAGGACCGCGAGUGGCGCGUGGCCCUGUAG
This is a messenger RNA of Micromonas commoda, 1431 nucleotides long. RefSeq names its product RNA helicase. Gene Ontology annotation, cellular component: cytosol; P granule. The transcript has 4 exons. NCBI's taxonomy places the organism in Eukaryota, Viridiplantae, Chlorophyta, Mamiellophyceae, Mamiellales, Mamiellaceae. Bases 1 to 1431 code for a protein of 476 amino acids. The record is from RefSeq and is a predicted model, not a curated record. Gene Ontology annotation, biological process: regulatory ncRNA-mediated post-transcriptional gene silencing.